UGUUCCGGUUCGAGCUGACGCUGCAUUACUCGCUUCCUCGGACAGUCGCCGACCUUUGGGCAUCACUCGCUACGCCUUUUUCGUCUUACGAUUCUGUAGGAUCCAGGGAACCGGAUUCUAUACACGGCGUCAAGGACACUUGCUCGUGAGCGCGUCACCACCAGGAAUGUGAUUGUUGUCUACAGUCCCUUGCAUUGCUGUCUCCCAGCGCGCUUGUCAGGUCAUCCUUCGCGCCGUCUACCCGGAAAGUCUCGCUCCAGGCCCGCUCGCUUGGGUUUCCGAUUCUCCGCCUAACGACCCUUCCACCAGGUUAACAGCACUGCGGCUGCGACACGCUGUCGGUGGACGUGAUUGUUCGUCGUCGGCUGGUUGUAUACUCAGGCACCCGUGUGCGCCACGCAGACUUCACGCCGAACAAGCCCAUCGUGUGGAUCUCCGGUCAACGCAAUGGCUUCACGACGCCCUACAGUCAUCCAGGUAGACAAUGAGACCACCAGCUCGGCCUGUAGAGUUACCCAGGAAGGCAAGCAAAUCACUUACCGUCUCAAAGUACUUCAGCAACCGGCGCGUGCUAGAGCAUGCGGCGCAGGCGCGAAAUCAUCUGCGGACAGACGUCCUGUCGAUCCACCGCCCAUCGUGGAGCUCAAAAUCUUCGAUGGCGAAGGCACCGACAGCGAUAUCACAUUCCACAUGAAUGCUAAUUACUUCCUCUUUGCAACCCUGGAGCAGGCACGCCCGAUCGCUCAUGGUCGCGUGCCUGACGACAAGCAGCAGCGGCUUACGGUUCUCACUGGAACGCCUGUUGCUGGCAUGGUGUACCUUGACCGCCCUGAGCCUGCUGGUUACUUUAUCUUCCCAGAUCUCUCUGUCCGCCAUGAGGGCAAGUACAGAUUGAGUUUCAGUCUGUAUGAGGAACUGAAGGACGUUAAGGACGACACUAAAAGCGAAGCGUCCGGUAUCCGGGCCGGCUCCCCUGCAGACGCCCAUGUCACGCACCGCCUGGAGGUCAAGUCGGAGCCCUUUACUGUGUACAGCGCGAAGAAGUUUCCCGGCCUUACCGAGAGCACAGCACUCAGCCGGAUGGUGGCUGAUCAAGGGUGCCGGGUCCGCAUACGCCGCGAUGUGCGGAUGCGAAGGCGCGAGACGAAGUCAGGCAAGGACUGGGAUGAGUACGAGGAUGAGACGGCGCAGGCUCGAGCGCGGCUGUCAGCGACACCUGACGUGCCCUUCCGGGACCCAAGCUUACCUUCAACGCAUGGCUUCAUCGACCCCGUUGCGAGACCAAGAUCGGCCAGCAACGCGAGCCACCAGUCACUGAUUGCACCGUUGUCUCGUCGUACCUCUAGUCAUGACAUGGCGCAGGGAUUCCAGCCUUUUGGUACGGCGCCGCAUACGCCACAGAACGUGUACGCGCACUCACCUCAGUACGGACCUCCACCAAAUCAACUGUACCCUCAGCCAGCCUAUAUGCCGCAACAACCGCCGGCCCCAUCGAGCAUGCACCCGCCACCGCCUCAUUAUCCCCAGCAGAGUUACCAACCUCCACCCGCGACUGGACCGCCACAAUCGGAGUACUAUGAUUACGCGCCUCCGCGGCCUCCACCAGCGCAAUACCCGCAGACCUCGCCUACCGCCGAGUUCUCGCGAAUUCCGCGCAUGAGCGUAGACUACUCGUCUCACCUUCCGACUGACUCGCGACGACCGUCUGCAGCGUAUACUGCAGCACUCCCCCCGCCCCCUCCACCAGUCCAUUAUCCUUCGCAACCACCUACGCACCCAUUUACGCCUACUCACACCUACCAACCAGCUCCACCGCUACCACGGCCUCAGCACGGUAUGUACCUGGAGUAUCAAGGCCAGCAACCGAUCUUCGGCGCUCAAGAUUCCUUUGCGAGCCGAGCAUUACCUCCCCAGCCCGUCCAGCCUCCAGCGAGAGCUACUGGCGCUUCUACGCCGUUGAGCACAUCGCGACUAUCGUUUGACCAGCGGACAAAGCCGCAACUACCGCCCAUACAGAUACCAGACAUGUCUGGCGCGAUCGAUCCUUCGCCCUCCCAAAGCAUGCCAUCUGACGCGCUGUUACCGACAAUCUCCGUGCAUGACUCUCGGAAACGCCACCACGGUUCCGUCUUCCGGGAGCCGCAUCAAUAUGAGCCGAUGCGGCAAGGCGCGCGGCCAACCGACACUUACGCAACGAGUCCGAUUGCCAUUGGCAACGACGCGGACGAUUGUGACACCGCCGAAGGUAGCACCUUCCCAGGGAAGGUCAUGGAGUACCGCCGUGCGAAUGGUUUGCACAUGAAGCGGAUGUUACCGAGGCAUAGCGGUGAAUGAGGUUAUGACAACGUCUGAGAAUGCAGCUUUCAAGAAUGUGGUGGUAUUAUUUUCUGGCGGGACGAGUGUAAAGCGCGGUGUCCCUGGGCUACUGGAGGCGGUUAUUUUGAGUUCAGUUUUCAUCACGU
Molecule: messenger RNA, 2462 nt
Organism: Baudoinia panamericana UAMH 10762
Lineage: Eukaryota; Fungi; Ascomycota; Dothideomycetes; Mycosphaerellales; Teratosphaeriaceae
Exons: 2
Coding region: 448-2334 (628 amino acids)
Source: RefSeq, a predicted model, not a curated record